GUUCCAGAGUUUACAAUAAUGUAUAUCCAAAAUGUGGCCCAGUGGAAUGCUUCUCUGAACAUUCUUCCAAUAGAGUACACAAUGUGAUUGUUUACUGUGGGGCUUCCCUGUGUGGAUUGCAACUGCAUUCAUCUAAAUGAGAGACUAGGUCUGUAGCCUAGAGACAAAGGAAAGACUCUGGCUUCUUGUAUGAAAUAAAUUAGCAGAAAAAGAUGUUCAUGUUCUCACAUGGGACUAGAAUUAGAUCAUUACUCUCUCAGGUCUCUUACUAUGACUGUUGUCUACAGUUAAUUGUCAGAACUAAUAUGGUUUGUUAAAACAGCACUUCUUUAAAGUUUUUCCAGUGCAACUGAACUAGAUUUAUACAGUAGGGGUAUGUCUUUACAGGGUGAAAAACAUAAGAUGCAAAUUUUUAGAUAUUUUCAAGAGCAUGAGAGGUUUAUAAUCAUUUUUACUUCUCUAUCCAGAAAUUUUUUUUAAACUUCAUUUUCCAGAAUUAAUUAUAAAGAUGUUUUAAGAAGAUCAUGGAGAACUCUAGCAGGGAGAAUGUAAGUGGGCUGAAAUCUAAUUCUGAUAGGCAAAGAAAAUGAAAAAUUUUGGUUCCGCUCUUGGAUAAUCAACGGAAAAUAGGAUUUAGAUAAUUCAGGUAAGCCAUAAUAUGUGUUUUAAGAAAUUAUUAGAUAACUAAUUGACAGACUCAGUUGGAACUAUAGGCCAGUAUAAUAUACAUUCAAUAGUAUCUGUUUAAUAGGAAUUGCCUAAAUUGUAAAUGACUCCUGCAGGAGCACGAAGGUAAAUUUCUAUUAAUAUAGGGUGUUUAAUGUAUUAAGAUCAUAUGUUGCAAUACAAUUACUUUGAUAGUACAAUGUCAUGAGUUAUUCUGCUUAAACUCUAAAGUUUUCUGUAAAGUAGGUAUUUUUACAUCUCCCAUCUUUUUUAAGGUGUGGAAUUAAAGCUCAGAUAAAAUAACUGGCCAAAAGUUAAUCUGUGUGACUUUACAUCAUGUAAUAAUAAUCAAGCCAUGAAUAUCUCUUCAAAAGUUAAGAAGACUGUUGUAUAAUUGAUGAUGUAAGAUGACCACAAGACAAGCAGAUGUAAACAUUUUCUGUCAACCUAUGAGGCUUGUGGAGCUGGACUCUAGGUCACUCCUCUAGUCUUGUUGUCAUGAGUCAGCUCCUGGGUAAGCUCGUUUCCUACUGUAUAAAAGACAAGGACUAUCCAAAAACUCAAGGGGUUCUAAUUAUACAGAUUAAAUUAUUAAGCAUUAUUUAGACAUUUACAUAAGUUCUUUCCUAUUAUCCACCUAUCCAGACAUACUAUUAUGGCCUCUUCAAAAUUUUGGCAUUCAGCAAAUGCACAUUGUAUCUGAGAUCUCAGAAUCCCUCACCUUAGAAGUAUUCUUAAUUCAAAUUCUGAUUCCUUUCUAUUUAUCCUCCUUUAGAGUUGUUUCAGAAUAAGUCUGAAGCUUGGAACCAUGGAUAAGGCCAGUUCUUCAGUGGUGUCUGAAUUUGUACUGUUGGGACUCCGUAGUUCUCAAAAACUCAAGCUUUUCUAUUUUUUUUUUUUCUUCUCUGUGUUGUAUAUGGUCAUUGUGCUGGGAAAUCUUCUCAUUACCCUCACAGUGACUUCUGAUACCAGCCUGCACUCCCCUAUGUACUUUCUUUUGGGAAACCUUUCCUUUGUUGACAUUUGUCAGACUUCUUUUGCUACCCCUAAGAUGAUUGCAGAUUUUCUGAGUGAACACAAGACCAUAUCCUUCAGUGGCUGCAUAGCCCAAAUUUUCUUUAUUCACCUUUUUACUGGAGGGGAGAUGGUGCUACUUGUUUUGAUGGCCUAUGACAGGUAUGUAGCCAUAUGCAAACCCUUAUACUAUGUGGUCAUCAUGAGCCGAAGGACAUGCACUGUCUUGGUAAUGAUCUCCUGGGCUGUGGGCUUGGUGCACACAUUAAGCCAGUUAUCAUUUACCGUGAACCUGCCUUUUUGUGGACCUAAUGUAGUAGACAGCUUUUUUUGUGAUCUUCCUCGAGUGACCAAACUUACCUGCCUGGACUCUUACAUUAUUGAAAUACUAAUUGUGGUCAAUAGUGGAGUUCUUUCCCUAAGCACUUUCUCUCUCUUGGUCAGCUCCUACAUCAUUAUUCUUGUUACGGUUUGGCUCAAGUCUUCGGCGGCAAUGGCGAAGGCAUUUUCUACGCUGGCUUCCCAUAUUGCAGUAGUAAUAUUCUUUGGACCUUGCAUUUUCAUCUAUGUGUGGCCCUUUACCAUCUAUCCUUUGGAUAAAUUUCUUGCCAUAUUUUACACUGUUUCCACCACCAUCCUAAACCCCAUUAUUUACACACUAAGGAAUAGGGAUAUGAAGGCUGCCAUAAGGAAAAUUGUGAACAAUUACCUGAGGCCAAGGAGAACUUCUGAAAUGUCACCAGUAGUGAGAACUUCCCUCCAUUAAGACAAAACUCCUUCAAAUUCCUCAGGUCAAUACCCUGUUUAAUAUUUUAAUGUAUUUUUGUGGUGUAUCUCAAUUGUGGGGAAAGUAGUGAAGAAGAUAAUAUAGAGAACAUUUAAUGAAUAUUAACAAGUCUUUUUCUAGUUACCAAGCAAAAGGUAAAUAUAAAAACAUGGAAAAAUCUCUGUUUGGAUUACUGGUUCUAGAAAUAAAAUAUGGGCACUAGAUGGAUAAUAUGUAUGCACUUACUGCUUUUGUUAUGGGUAAAUGUAAAUAUCAUGAAAAAAAUCAAUGAGAACCUAAUUCUUUGGUGGGCAUACAUUCAAACAUUUGUCAGGUUUUAUGAGUUUUCUUAAUAACAUGCCUAAAACUUCUAUAUGGAUGAAUAGUAUUUAAGAAUCUGAAACUGAAUUUUGCCAGGUUCAGGGAAUAGCCAAUCUACAAUUUAAUAUAACUGCUUAAGUUUAAGUGGAGAUUAUUAGGUUAUGAGAUUCCUCCCCCCAACAUCAAUUAUGCCUAUCCCAUACGGUUUUCAAAUAGCUAGCAAUGCUUUAAAAUAUGGAACGAUACAUACACAGAAGAUUCCAUUUUAAACCUUUCAUUUAAAGGGCUGUCUCUGAUUGGCUAGAUAAUUCCAAUUUCCUAUUAGAUUAUCUAGAGUUGUAGAAAAGAGAGGAGAAUCUAGAAAGCUGAACUAUUUCAACACCAAGAUUUUCAUUUGUGCUACUUCUCUUCUUGUUCCUAUAGUGCAGCUGCCAGUGGCUUAUGUUCAGGCACCCAGUGGUACUCAUCCUCCAGCAAGUUUUAUUGCCAGCCUUGGCCUUAAAUUCUCUGAUCCCCAUUUUCAGUUCACCUUCUGUGGACUAGCUCUGGUCCAGUGCAACCCAGAGAACCUCUCUCCAUCCAGUGGGCCUCACUCAUAUUCUCUCCAAGGAGUUCUGAAACUCAACCUUGGGCAGGGCAUCACCCUUCCACAUUUAUUUCUUCCUUGGUUUCUCUCCUUUAGGCCUGUGGUAUUUUUUUUUUUCAAAGUAAACUGCAGAUGAUUCAGAUUCAGAUUUAAUCAGUUUUUACAUGCACUCUUUUUUUUUUUUUUACUAUUGCUGUAUAGUAUUAUGAAAUACCAUUGCAUAAAUAGAUUCAUGUAGCCGCGACGACCACAAUAAGGACAUAGACCUCUUCCGUCACUUCAAAGAAACUUUCCUGGGCUGUCUCCCCUGUGAUCUUAGCCCUGGCACCAAUGGUCUGUCCCCAUCACUCCACUUUUUCAUUUCAAGAUUGUUGUAAAGUUUAUCAGCUGUUUAAAUGGCCUUUGUAAUAAUUUAAAAAAAUUAAUGUGGUUGGAUUUGUGAAUCAUUUUUGGUAUAAUUUUGGGUGUAUGUGUCUGAUUUAAGAAAUCCUUCUGUCUGUCAAGAUCAUAAAGAUAUUAUAUAGACUUUCUUCUGUAAAUUAAAACAUAUUUUGCUUUUUAUACUUAAGAAUUCCAUCCCUUUGUAGUUCAUUUUGUACAUUUUGGGAGCUAGGAAUCUAUUUUUAUAUAUUUGUAAAUAUGCAGAAAUCAGACUUGGUAUCAUUUAUUUAAUAGUUCAUCAUUUCCCUCAAUUUGCAAUACUACCUCUCUUAUAUUUUCGGCUUCAGUGUAUGUAUGGAUUUGUUACUAGACUCUAUUCUGUUUUGUU
Molecule: messenger RNA, 4122 nt
Organism: Pongo pygmaeus (Bornean orangutan)
Lineage: Eukaryota; Metazoa; Chordata; Mammalia; Primates; Hominidae
Product: olfactory receptor 4K5-like
Exons: 1
Coding region: 1475-2446 (323 amino acids)
Biological process (GO): G protein-coupled receptor signaling pathway
Cellular component (GO): membrane
Molecular function (GO): olfactory receptor activity; G protein-coupled receptor activity
Source: RefSeq, a predicted model, not a curated record